Molecule: messenger RNA, 4553 nt
Organism: Melospiza melodia melodia
Lineage: Eukaryota; Metazoa; Chordata; Aves; Passeriformes; Passerellidae
Gene: UHMK1
Product: U2AF homology motif kinase 1
Exons: 8
Coding region: 1-1284 (427 amino acids)
Biological process (GO): peptidyl-serine phosphorylation; positive regulation of translational initiation; regulation of protein export from nucleus
Cellular component (GO): neuronal ribonucleoprotein granule; nucleus
Molecular function (GO): RNA binding; ribonucleoprotein complex binding; ATP binding
Source: RefSeq, a predicted model, not a curated record
AUGUCGGGGUGCGCGUGGGGCGCGGCGCCGCCGCUGCUGGAGGCGCUGGGCCGGCUGUGGGAGGUGCAGGCGCCGCUGGGCAGCGGCUCCUCGGCCUCGGUGUACCGGGUGCGCUGCUGCGGGGAUCCCCGGGCCCCCCCCGGCGCCGUCAAGGAGUUCGUGCCGCCCCCGGGGCCGCGGCCCGGGCCCGCUCGCCGCCCCGGCGCCCGCCCGCCCGCCGCCGACUGCGCCGAGUACGGGUUCCGCAAGGAGCGCGCCGCGCUCGAGCAGCUCCGCGGGCACCGCAACAUCGUGACACUCUACGGCGUGUUCACCAACCACUACUCUGCCAACGGCCCGUCCCGCUGUCUGCUCCUGGAGCUGCUGGACAUCAGCGUGUCCGAGCUGCUGCUGCACUCCAGCAACCAGGGCUGCUCCAUGUGGAUGAUCCAGCACUGUGCCCGAGAUGUCCUGGAAGCCCUGGCUUUCCUGCACCACAAAGGCUAUGUGCACGCAGACCUCAAGCCACGCAACAUCCUGUGGAGUGCAGAGGAGGAGUGCUUUAAGCUCAUUGACUUUGGACUUAGCUUCAAAGAGGGGAAUCAGGAUGUGAAAUACAUUCAAACAGACGGGUAUCGGGCUCCAGAGGCAGAGCUGCAGAACUGCCUGGCACAGGCAGGGCUCCAGAGUGAGACAGAGUGUACCUCUGCUGUGGAUCUGUGGAGCCUGGGAAUCGUUUUACUGGAAAUGUUCUCAGGAAUGAAACUGAAACAUACAGUCCAAUCUCAGGAAUGGAAGACAAACAGUUCUGCCAUCAUUGAUCGCAUAUUUGCCAGUGAGGGGGUGGUUAAUUCAGCCAUUCCAGCUUAUCACCUCAGAGACCUUAUCAAAAGCAUGCUUCAUUGUGACCAAGGAAAACGAGCCUCUGCUGAGAAGGCUUUAUGCAGCCCAUUCUUCAGCAUUCCCUUUGCUCCCCAUAUCGAAGACUUGGUGAUGCUCCCCACACCUGUGCUGAGGCUGCUAAAUGUUCUAAGUGAUGCUUCUCUGCAGUGUGAAGAAGAAUAUGAAGAUAUCCUGGAGGACAUAAGGGAGGAGUGUCAGAAAUACGGACCAGUGGUUUCCUUGCUUAUUCCAAAGGAGAAUCCUGGUAAAGGCCAAGUCUUUGUUGAAUAUGCAAAUGCUGGUGAUUCCAAAGCUGCCCAAAAAAUGCUGACUGGAAAGAUUUUUGAUGGCAAGUUUGUUGUGGCUACGUUUUACCCACUGAGUGCCUAUAAGAGAGGAUAUCUGUACCAAAACUUGCUGUAGGCAGUAGCAACAAUCAGGAGAGUUGUCUUGCUCCUCUUCCUCACGUGUUUUACAGUUGAAUGUGUAGAAGAGCUUCCUAGCCCUGCUUCUGAGUCAUCUGUGAAGGAGAGGUGCAAAGGACUUGAAUGGGCUUUGAAACUUUACUGCUGCUUUGUGAUGUGCUGAGGAGGCCGGGCCGCUUUCGGCUGCUUGUGUGUGUGCUGUGCUUGCUCAUUUACAGGGGUGUGGCUCUGCCCGGGGGCAGGAGGGGGACAGGGGCUGAUCCUGGCCACGGCUUCUCAGUGAUUGGAAGUGAGACCCAAGUCUUGGCCUUAGCGCUGGCCUUGGCUCCGGGGAGAGCAUUUCUUUGUUAAGCUCUCCUGUAACCAAAUCCUCUUCUCUGGUGUUGGAGGAGGAGGAGGAAGGCUUGCCUGCUUUUUGUUGAUACUGUUAGAAAUAAAGCAGCAGAAACACCAUCCUCUCUAAACCAGAGACUUUUGAGUCUUCUGGCAUAGAGCAGAGAGAGGCACUGAAAUUGGAUCUGCUGAGCCUCUGGGGUUGCCCUGUCCUCGUGACUGAGCAGAGCCAUGCUGGGCUGGGCAGUGACGUGUGGGUGAUGCCUGUGGGGAGCUGAGCUUGCUUGUAUGCCUGGGGUGGGCUGGGACUGAUGGUGGAGACCUGGUCAGAGCAGUGCCAGCCCCAGUCCCAACACAACCUGUAAGCACUUUGUAGCCUGAGUAGAUGUGAAAACCCCGCCGUGUGGAUUCAUCUUUGUAGCACAGACCCUGUGCUGGCACUGAUGCUCCCUAGCUCUGAUGCCAAAUCAUCUGUGAUAUGUAAGCUCUUUUGGUGAUAUUUUUGGAAAGGAGUGCUACAGCACACAGUAUUCUUUGUGUCACAGCAGGACUCCUGCCUUGGGAGUCUUAUAAGAACAAAUAUUUGUCCGUUGUAGGUCCCACGCUUGGCUUUUCUGUGUUGUGCAUUUUGGUUUUGCAUUAACCCAUUAAGACGUGUAGAUUAGAAGCACUGACACUUUUGGUCCUUCCAAGGUUACAAAAAGGGCUUGAGGCAAUCUGAGAUCCUGUAUGGAAAGGGCUUAAGCAGUCACUAGACUGGACUGGCCAGGAGAAGGUCUUUCACAGUGCCAGGGACAGCAGCCACAUGCCUUUGGGGAAGACACUGUGGUGAGCAGCAUCACUCCCCCAGAGCACACUCUGCUCAGUCAGCUGCUGCCACGGGGCAGGCAGAGGCUGUUUGCCACGGAUUCCCAAACCCAUGCACCCAGCAGAGCCUCUCCUUCAGGGUGGGCAGUCUGCUCCUGAUGGGCACAGUGUGAAACAGCCCUGUUUGAGAGUCACCAGUGUAUUCUGGCUUGUGGUCUUGGUCCCAGUUUUAGUGAGGAGGAAAGCCCUCCUGAAUUCUUUUCUUCAGACAAAAUACUUGCAACAGCUGCCUGAACCAUCCCUGACCUUCCCUGGAAUAAUACCUGAAUUACCUUGCAGUUUACUGUUUGCAUCUUGCUGAUGCUGGACUUGAUGGAAUCCUACACUUAAAAAGUUCCUCUUGAUUUUUGCCCUGUGCGUGGUGUGUCAGGAGAUGCAAUGUCUGUAGCAUUUCAUGAGUCUGAGUUGCUCUCUGUGCUGGUGUAUAGUGCUGUCUACUGUGGCCCUUACCAAACUCCCUCAGAAAGGACCAAUCUCUGAAUUCUUCUGUUGCCUUUGGGAUAGUGGGCUUGCCAGGGAAAAGAAAAAAAAAAUAAAAUCCCACAAUGAGUUUUAAGGUGUGAUUUGCUGAUCAGAUUUUUCUGGGAAUGAUGCUGCUUUGGUGUACAUAGCUGUUCAGCUGCCUUUGCGUAGGUGGGGUGUGUGAUUCAUUGCUUUUAAUUUAAUUGUCCUUUGAGUGAAGCACCUUUUUAGUGUCUGGGAGGAAUUGAGUGGUAACUGGGUGAGGGUUUUUCCUGUGUGGAGAGCAGUGUUUAAAGUCUGGCUGGGUCUUGGCUGCCCUCCUCAGCUCUGCAGUGCUGCUGUCCCUGCGGGUUGAGCCGGGGCUCAGAGCGCUUUGGUGCAGACAUGCAGGUGUUGAAUGCCACCCUGGCAGCAGCACUGAGCUCCUGCCCUGCUGAGUGCCAGCCCAGUGGGGCCCCAGGGAGCUCCCCUGGGUGCAGGGUGUGAGCUCUGUCAGGGACAGCAGCACUGGGACUGGGAGAUGCUGGGAGGCGGGUAUGGAACUUGAAUGUGUUCAGAGUUCUCACAGCAUUUGUCUAGGACUGUGAGCGGCUCUGUCAUCUUUCAAGCAUGACUUUUUCAGUCAGAAUUCUUUUAAUUAGAGAUAGAGCUGGGCCAGGCUUCAUCUUCAGAGAGGAGCUACAGCCUAUUCCUGCAGCAUGGCAGCUCUUCCACCAGAGUUUGGCUGGGGUUUUGUACAGCUUCUUUAACAGGAGCUAAAUAAAUCCUCCUGAUGCAAACUCCUGCUACCAGACAUUUUUCUCCAGAUGUUCAUUGACCAGGCUUGAGCACUGAGCUGGGUAAAAAAGCCCAAAGCUGCUUUUCUUUAUAUUCCUCCUGGCAAGAGCUGAAGAUGUUGAUCUCUGUCCUGUCACUGGAUCCACCCUUCUGCAGGCUGUGGGGUACGGGGAGGUUUAGAAGCAUUUAGAAGCAUUGUUAACUCCUCAUGCUCUGCCUUCAAAGACUUUGUCUAUCAAGAUGAAGCUCACUCUGGUGUCUCAGUGACUGUUGGUGUCUUGGCACAAGUUUUAGCCCUGCUAAAACCUUUGAGUUCCUUAACUCUAGAUUGUAUGUGAAGUGUGCAUGGUGAUCAGUCCAAGGCGCCUGUUGUGGUGCGUCUGGGGUGGGCCUGGCUUUCCUCAUCUCCAGAUUACUGCUUGUUUGAGGUGCCCAAGUGUUGAGGCUUUCCCCUCAGAUGCUCUCUGGGGUUCCAGGUGUGUGCUGCUGCCCCCAAUAACCCUCGGUGUAGCACCGACCUACAUAGUCCUACCCUAGUUGUAGGGUACCUGGUGUUUAAAUCACUGGCCAAAGCACAAUUCAGCUCCGAUCUUAGCUGUAUUCCUAAUUUUAUUCUCACUGGUCUUCAGCCUCGUAACAAGGUAGCCUGAGCUCGGUGUUGUAGCCAGGUUCUUUCCAGAGGGUUCAGUACACUUCCUGCUGCUGUGCCGGAUCCUGUAACCACGUGCCUCCCUUCGGGUUAGAUGUCAAUUGUUGUAUCCAUCACGCACCAUUGCUGAGCAGAUGUGUGCUUGGUACAGGUGAUUAAUAAACCAUGCUUCAGUACGA